This is a messenger RNA of Frankliniella occidentalis (western flower thrips), 752 nucleotides long. Its product is annotated as sterile alpha motif domain-containing protein 1-like. The transcript has 2 exons. The record is from RefSeq and is a predicted model, not a curated record. NCBI's taxonomy places the organism in Eukaryota, Metazoa, Arthropoda, Insecta, Thysanoptera, Thripidae. The annotation marks the transcript as partial.
CAGGGGGGUGGCUACUCCGCGUACAGGCCGGUGGUGGCGCAGCAGCCCGCCCCGCCCCCGCAGCCCGCCGCCUCCGGCUACUCGUCCGCCCCCGGCUACUCGGCGGCCAGCCCCGGGCUCUCCGACCUCCUGUCGCAGUACCAGGCCGCGACCGGCGUCGCCUCCCCGGCGCCCGCCCCCGCGCAAGCCCCGGCCUCCACCUACCAGGCCAUGCCGCAGGUGGACCCGUUGCAGGCGUUGCAGGCGCUGCAGGUGCUGCAACAGUACCAGUCCAGGGGCAACUACCAGCACCACUACCAGCCGCAGCAGCCGCCGCAGCAGCAGGCGCAGCCGCAGCCGUACUACCAGCAGGCCUUCGGCAACCGCUACUCGCGCAGCUCGAGGAGCUCCAAGGCGGCCAAGACGACGGCCGGCGGCGGCAGCAGCAGGGCGUCCAGGGACCUCGACGUGCAGGGCCAGCUCGAGACCCUCACCACCAGGAUGACGGGCAGGGUCAAGAACGUGACGUGCGUGAUGCAGGAGCUGGGCUACGUAAGUACCACCGGGUGGCACUGCCGGGCCCCUGAUCCCCUUACCGUACCUAAUAACUCCUUCCAGCGUCAUUCUUUCCCCCGCCGCUCCAGCCGCCACCGCCACCGCCUCUCUAGGCUCCUCUCCUUCCUGCCUCAUUACUCUAAUCCCGCCUUUUAAAAACAAUCAAUGCCGUUGCUGCCGCGCUACUCUGCUCUGCUCUGUCGUCCUGGCGACGAAAA